AUGGAGGGCUAUCAAAGAUACAAGGAACUGCUAAAAGGUGCCAUCGAUUACCACCAUACAAAAUACCAAAAUGACUCAGCAAAAAAAAAUUUCGCUGAAGAGUUAAAACAUAUAGGAGAUCAAUGGUUCAAAGUCAUGCUUGAUCUAUGUAAUCAAGUGUGGAAGACCGGUGGACAGAUUGCAGAUUGGAAGGGGUUACUACUGAUUCUAAUACACAGGAAACGAUCUACGUGCGAUAUAGGCGCGAGAACUAUCGUACGGUAG
Molecule: messenger RNA, 264 nt
Organism: Pieris macdunnoughi
Lineage: Eukaryota; Metazoa; Arthropoda; Insecta; Lepidoptera; Pieridae
Source: the annotation of a GenBank genome assembly